Micropterus salmoides (largemouth bass) is the source of this 6804-nucleotide messenger RNA. Its product is annotated as zinc finger E-box-binding homeobox 1-like. The record is from RefSeq and is a predicted model, not a curated record. Gene Ontology annotation, molecular function: RNA polymerase II cis-regulatory region sequence-specific DNA binding; DNA-binding transcription factor activity, RNA polymerase II-specific. Gene Ontology annotation, biological process: regulation of transcription by RNA polymerase II; anatomical structure development. Bases 127 to 3876 code for a protein of 1249 amino acids. NCBI's taxonomy places the organism in Eukaryota, Metazoa, Chordata, Actinopteri, Centrarchiformes, Centrarchidae. The transcript has 8 exons.
GCUGACAAAUGGCCUAGAAAUAAACAGAAAUAACACCUGCGGCUCUCGACCGUUAACGGAACAGGAUCUGCUCGCCGUUUCCUAAAGUCUCUGUGUCUCGUGAGGAGCCAGGAAAACCCGCUCCAAAUGUCAACUUGCGCAGUGACAAACUUCAACAAUGGCUUGGAAGCCAGUUCAGACUCUGACGACGAGGACAAGCUACACAUUGUGGAGGACGACAGCCUGCAGGAGCCUGAGGUCGCCAAAGCUGAUGGGACCACGGCGCAGGACAGCCAUGAUGCCACCACAACAGUAUUACCCCACAAUGGCUCGUUGAACGGAGUGAAAGAGGAGUUUGUGUCAGAAGAGGAAGAGGAGGCAGUGAAGGAUACUCUAGUGGAGGAGAUUCUCCAGCAGGGAGACACUGCCAUCAUCUAUCCGGAAGCUCCUGAGGAUGAGCAGAGUCCAGCAGAGACAGGAGGCGCAGAUGAAAACGGCACGCCAGAUUCCUUCUCCCAGUUGCACACUUGCCCCUACUGCUCCCGGGGCUACAAGCGCAAUGCCUCGCUGAAGGAGCACAUCAAGUAUCGCCACGAGACCAGCGAGGACAACUACAGCUGCUCACACUGCAGCUACACCUUCACCUACCGCUCUCAGCUGGAGAGGCACAUGAGCCACCACAGGGGCACCAGGGAGCAGCGUCACGUUUCCCAGUCGACAGGAGGAGCAGGAGGAAUAGGUGGAACCCGCAAGUUCAAGUGUACCGAAUGUUCCAAGGCCUUCAAGUACAAGCACCACCUGAAGGAGCACCUGCGCAUUCACAGCGGUGAGAAACCGUAUGAAUGCUCAAACUGCAAGAAGCGAUUCUCCCACUCAGGCUCCUACAGCUCCCAUAUCAGCAGUAAGAAGUGUGUGGGUGCAGCACCUCCUAAUGGUGUCCCUCGAACGUCGAUGAAAUCCCCCCCACCCACCACCCAGACUACACCUGUUGUAAUUGCUCCGGCCCGUGUGAUUCUUAAAGAGAAGACUGAAAGCAAACCCCUCCAAGAGCAGCUCCCUGUCACCCAGAUCAAAUCUGAACCUGUGGAAUACGAGUGCAAGCCUGUGACGGCGGCACCGGCAACUUCAGCUGGUACCAACGGAGUGGUGAACGGAGGGACGGCACAGCCAGCUGGGGUUCCAGCUGCAACGCUGCCUCAGGGUGUGGCUAUGGUUGUACCAACAGUCGGCCUGAUGUCGCCCAUCAGCAUCAAUUUGAAUGACCUGCAGAAUGUGCUCAAGGUGGCGAUGGACGGAAACAUACUUAGGCAGGUGCUGGGUACAGCUAACGGGGUGGUGACACAGGGGAAGCAGGGAAUUGUAGUCCAGCAGCCCCAGCAGCAGAUCAUCAGCCUGCCGGCCUUUGUGGAUCAUGACGGCACCACAAAGAUCAUCAUCAACUACAGCAUCAGCCCUGCAGCCGCCACCACUGCCACUACCCAGCCUGCACCGCUUGUUGCCAAAAACAAUCCUCCUCUUCCUCCCACUGUCACCACUGCUGCAGACCCCACCCCAACAGAUAGAACCCCAACACCAGAGGCUGCCGACCUCACCAUUGUAAAGGCAGAGCCAGAAUCGGUGCCCAUCAUGGAGACAGAGGCGGUCACACAGACAGAAUCUGUUAAGACUUCUGACGCCCAAACAGCUCAGAUGCCAAAAGUCAGCAGCACCAGUACAUGUUUACUAUGCGACGACUGUCCCGACAACCUAGAGGCGUUACACCUCCUCCAGCACCGGAAAGCAGCCAAUGGGGAGGCAGUUGACUCUGCCGCUUUGGACCCCUCGUUCGCUGCUCUGCUAAACGAGGCGGGGGUGACGCUGGAGGAGCCACCUGUGGACGAUCUCCUCUCACUCCUCAAGACCUACUUUGCCUCCAAUGCCAACCCCAGCGAGGCGGAGCUGACAAAGAUCUCCGAGUCUGUGAGUAUUCCCGUGGAUGUGGUCAGAAAGUGGUUUGCCAAAAUGAACUCUGGGAAAAAUGUGGGCAAAUGCCGCAAAAAAGCAGUUUCCAAAAAGACUGAAACCACAAAUUCCAGCUCAAAGAAUACUUCAAAUCAGAAUGGAGAGGCAGUGGAAGACAGCAUUAAAGAUACAUCCAACAAAGCUUCAUCAGAAUCUGGCAGCGCUUCUCCGUCAGACUGUUCACCACUAAGCCCCAACACAGAGGACCUCAUCAUUGUUAAAAGUGAGCCAGAUGAUCCAGAGGCCUCAGACUCCCAGGCAGAGCCGCUUGACCUCUCCCUUCCUAAACAUAUUGCGGCGGCAUUGAAAACAAUAACCACGCCUCCCGCCAAGCAGCAGGAACAGCCUCUAAACUUAACCUGCCUGAGGAAGGAGCAGCUGGAGGGUAGAACCAUCUACGUCACCACGCCUCAGACCGGAAGAUCUGUUAACAUUGUCACUGCCGCACAGCUGCCCACAUUAGUGGCCAUCGCUGGUCAGGGCACAAUGAGCUGUCUCAGCGCCAUCAACACAACAACGAAGCGCACCAUUCUCAUCCCCCAGCUCACCUACACCUACGCCACUACAGCCGGCAACGCCACUGGAGCAAAGACUGUCGUGCUGAACGGCCAUAAGGAGACGAGGCUGGACAGCAACUCUGACGGUGUUUCCACAGUGGAGGAGCAGAAUGACUCUGAUUCAGCCUCACUGAUUAAGAAGCGACGACUGGAAAACGGCGUCUACCCAUGUGAUCUUUGCUCCAAAGUCUUCCAGAAGGGCAGCUCCCUGCUCAGGCACAAAUAUGAACAUACAGGAAAACGGCCCCACGAGUGCAACACCUGCAAGAAGGCAUUCAAACACAAACACCACCUGAUCGAACACUCGAGGCUGCACUCCGGUGAAAAACCCUACCAGUGUGAUAAGUGCGGGAAGCGUUUCUCUCACUCCGGCUCAUACUCCCAGCACAUGAACCACCGCUACUCCUACUGCAAGAAGGACGGGCCAAACUCAGGCUCCGGCUCAGGGCCACGCAGGGCUCAGUCUGAGCUCGGCAGCCCUGGUCCUGGACCGCAUUCGGACAGUCGGACCACGACCCCACCCUCCCAACUGGACUCAGAUGAGAGGGAGAGCGAGGAAGAGGAGGAUGAAGACGAUGAGGCUAUGUGUAUGGACGACAUCCGGGUUGUGCAGGUAGACGAUGGCGAGUGCGAGAUCUACGAGGGUAACUUUGAUGAUGACGAUGAGGACGGAGAGGAGGUGGUGGAGGAAGAGACAACAGGAGAGGGAGAGGCGGUAAGCGAGAAGGUGGACGAUGAGGUAGUUUGUGAUGUGUUGGAGGUCGAACUGGGGGAUGAUCACAUGGAGGAUGACGAGAUAGAGGAAACAACUGAAGAAAAGGAGGACGGAGAGAUGGAGGAAACAACUGAAGAAAAGGAGGACAGAGAGAUGGAGGAAACAACUGAAGAAAAGGAGGACAGAGAGAUAGGAGAAACAGCUGAAGAAAAGGAGGACGGAGAGAUGGAGGAAACAACUGAAGAAAAGGAGGACGGAGAGAUAGGGGAAACAGCUGAAGAAAAGGAGGACGGAGAGAUGGAGGAAACAACUGAAGAAAAGGAGGAUGAAGAGAUGGAGGAAACAACUGAAGAAAAGGAGGACGAAGAGAUACGGGAAACAAAUGAAGAAAAGGAGGACGAAGAGAUAGGGGAAACAACUGAAGAAAAGGAGGACGAAGAGAUAGGGGAAACAAAUGAAGAAAAGGAGGACGAAGAGAUAGGGGAAACAACUGAAGAAAAGGAGGAAGCAGCAAAUGUGGAUACAGAGGGAGUGGCAGACUGUGAAGAAAAUACGGACAAAUGCAUCAGGGAGGGGUCAGACAGCACUGAACCCACAGAGGAAGUGAUGACAAACGCCAAAUAAAAGAAGGAAAAUCUCUUCGGGACAGUUUUAAGGUGUUGGUCAAAGUCGAGUUAAUUAAGACAAAACCGCUGAAAAGUUGAGCAAGUCACGGCGGUUGCCUGAUCUUAACGGUCCACUACUGUGUACAAAAACCCAGGUGUGCCUGAACUUGAAAAAAGAAAAAACAAAAACAUAACAGUGACUUUUUUUCUUGUGAAAUUGAAUUAUCAGUGUUAAAAAUUGUUUAUAGAAGUACAGAUUUUAAAGCAGAACUCACCCAUCAACUUGUUACUGAGACAUCCCAGGUUGUUUUAUUAUUUGUUUUCAUUUGGUCAGUGUUACUAAUCUUAUUCUUGUUUGAAAACAUUUUAACCUGUAAAGAUGAGAAAGAUUUCUAUACCUUUUUAUUGCCAAUGAAGUUUCCUAAAUCAGUAUUUUAUUGAGUUCUACGAACAAAAACCUCUGCACUACAGUAUUCCUGGUUUACCUAUGGAUACAUGCCUCAUGCAUUGUAUGCCCUUCAGUGUUAUAUACGUACACUAGCUAGCGAGAUGUUGUUCGUGUUAGUGUUAGUCUUUGCUAGCUAGCAUUACUUUUGUUUUCAGUUUGACUGUUAGCCUUAAAGAAAUCAAAGUAUUCUUGGGGAGGGUUGUGGGCGGGAUGGGGAGUCCGGGAUGAGAACGUGGCUUCUUUAUGCCAUAACCAAAUUUGUCCUAUCAGGGAAGGUAGAGUCACAACCUCAAAGCCAGCAUCAGGCGCCUCUGUUUUAUAACCCGGCGUAGCCUGUACCGGUGGAGUCUCCAGAUGAAGAUUCAAAAGCAGACUCCACCACGCCUGGCUCAGCUGUGGUUCUAAAACACGUGCGCCCAUUCUUACCAAGCUUCUCCUUAUUUUGGUUGACUUUAGUUCUGAGUUAGUGUUUCAGUGUUAUUAGCUUAUAUAUGAAGUCAUACUGUAUGUGAAGGAACGGGGCCGAUUCCUGCUCCACCCCAAUGCCUCCAGCCUUAUGCAAGACCUGUGUGCUGUUAAAAGUGCCAUUGAACAGUGUUAUCAUUUCUUCUUCACACAUGUAGCCAGUGUUAUGUCCCUCUGUUACUAACACAAGACCCAUAUUGACUAAUGUUUGUGGACUUGCACAGAACAGCAACUCUGUCACAAUACCUGAAAGACACUUCCUAUGUUUUAAUUAUUUUGGAAUAUUUUCAAAGCCUUUAAAAGUGUUUGGACAACACGUGAAAGCUGGGAAAUACAGUAUUAGGGCAUCAACUAUUAAUUAUUUUCAUUAUUGGUUAAUCUGAUGACCAUCUUUUUUUAUUAAAUCGAUUGUUUGGUCUAUAAAAUGGCAGAUAAUAAUGAAAUGUUUAUUUCAUUUGUUCAGCGGCCAAGAUGGCGCCUUUAAAUGUCUUGUUUUGUCUGAACUUAAAUCUGAGACCCAAAGACUAGUUUACAUUAUUAUUUUUUAAAUAUUAUUAGUUUGCAAUUACAUAAAACAGAAAAGCAGCAAAUCAUCACGCAGGAAAAGCUGGAAACAAAAAAUGUUUGGGAUUUUUGCUUGAAAAAUUACUGAAACAAUCAGUUAUCAAAAAAGCUGCUGCUUGUUUUUCCCAAACUAACUAAUCAAUUAAUUAAUUAAGUAAUUCAGCUGUACAUAUACAUUUAAUUGCACAUUUUAAAAAACUUCAAUACUUGCUGAUGAGGAAUCAUUUUCAGUUGCUGAACAGUGUCCAAAUUCUUCAAAUUGUAGUUCUAAAGUCAAACAUUUUGAAGUGGAGAAAUACAGUCCAGACUGAGCUUACCUGUGGAUAUAAAAUGCCUUGUAAAUGUGAGAUAAUCAGUUUCCCCGCUGAUGUUAAAUGUUAAUAUGUUGAACUUUAUAUCACAAGUCAAAGUUUUAAAAAUGUUUACAGAAGUGCUUAUAAACAGAAAAUGCUCUGUUGAGGCAGUUUGAAAUAUUUGAAGCUAAAGAUAUGCAGGAGAUGUUAGAACUGCAACUUGACCUUCUGCUCCACCAGGUUGGCUCAGGAAGAAAUAAAAAAAAAAAGAAAAACCAAGAUCACUUUCAAGUAAAAUAGAGACAAAAUGAUUUUAUAGUAAAAUUAUAAAUUAAUUCAAACUUGUGCACUUGUUUUCAGAUAGUUAAAACAAAUGGUGGCAAGCUGUCCCACACUUCAGGUAACAAACGUUAGUGAAUGUGGUCUCUGUUGAAGUGUUUUCAGUUGGUUUUACCGAACAGUGUUUAAAGUAUUAGUCUGUUUUAUUUUUGUUUGUUUGUUUUUGUCCUCUAUGUUUUUUCAACAAUGGCAGUAUUAGAACCCUUUUCACAGAUUAAAAAAAAAUACCUGUUUAGUUUUUAGAAGACUUUUUUAUAUUUAUGUGUCUUAUUUUUAUAUUUUCUUUUAUGGUUAUUUAUUACACAUUGUAGUGUACAUUACUGUAGUUUGAAUUGAUACAAUAAUAUAUUUUAGUAUGAAAAAUAAUCUGAAGACAAACAAAAAACCCAAAAUGUGGUUCUGGGAGCUGAAGUUUGUUUUAACAAAAAAAAACAAAAAGAUAAAACAUGUAUUCUGUAAACAUGACUUCUGUUUUAAGCUAAAAAAUGAAAAAAAAGACAGGAAUGAAGUGAGAAAUAGAAACUGUUACAUGUGCAUCCGCUCUUUGCGUCGUUAUCAAGCUACUGAAUUCUAAAACUCUGUGAUUUUAAAAGCAUGAGUCGUCGCCGUUUUAAUGAAGGAUCUUGUUAUGAAGCCGUUACUCCUCCCUUUUUAUUUCAAAGCCAAAUUUAGAUCGUCCUGCCACCGUUUUCUGUUCUGUGCCAACUUGUUCCAUUGUACUGUCGAAGGCUGCAUAUCUGUCAUAACCCUUUGUAAAUCCACUGUCUUUUUGUAUUGUUUUUAUUUUAGUUUUGCUCCAUUUUUAUGACUCCCCAUCACAAUAAAAUAUAAGACAGCA